AUGUUCCGAGUCAGAGGUCUCCUAACCUCUUGGUACCCUGUUACGGUUUCUGCAUCUCUUUUUGUUGCUAAUUUCACCGUCUAUGGAAUUUAUAUGCAUGUACCAAACAGCCGUUUGCGGUACCAGAUCUCUUGGUUUGGCCCUGCAUCAAGCGAGCUUUCCGAGAUUGAACAUGACAUUUCCUGGUCGCAAACUGAGGAUCGAGCUAGUUUCAGGUCCCUCACCAAAGAAACGUUCACCAAAGCUACUAACCUCCGCUGCCUCCAACAACUCAACUCUCCGGCCGGUGCGAAUUCCAUCACAUCAUACCUUGUGACUAUUAUGAAGAUGGUUGGCCAGGGUGGGAUAUCAACAGCAGACAAUAAAUUUCUGAGUGGUAUGUAUUCUUUUGCCAAGCUCUGGUUUACCCUGAUCGAAGGUCCUGUUUUAGAUGCAGCCGUACAAGGUGCUAUUGCGAUGCUUUUUAUCUACGAGUUUAGAUAUACGGUCGGUCUCUUGAUUCUACCCUAUGUAUUUGGUUCUGAACUAUGGCCUAACCAAAUUCGCUCCUUUGGUACCGUGCUAGGGUCCUCCUUUUACUGGAUCUUUGUCUACGCAGUUAAGUAUAGUAUGCCAGUUAUGUUAACCAAUUUCCACAACUGGGGGGGAUUUAUCUUCUUUGCUGGUUGGGUCUUCAUUAUAUUUGUAUAUGUCUUCUUCAUGGUUCCCGAGGUUGCAGGUAUGACCGUUGAGGAGAUCGAGGGCGUGUUCGAAGGACCUUGGUUCAUAGCGUACAAACGGAACCCAAAGGUUUUGGAGGGCAGUGUCAGUAAUGACCAGGAUGAUGACUUCAAGCACAACAUCAACAAGAAUGAUAGCAACCAUGGCGCCGCAGUUAGGCAAGUAUAA
Clonostachys rhizophaga is the source of this 888-nucleotide messenger RNA. The record is from the annotation of a GenBank genome assembly. NCBI's taxonomy places the organism in Eukaryota, Fungi, Ascomycota, Sordariomycetes, Hypocreales, Bionectriaceae.